Molecule: messenger RNA, 919 nt
Organism: Lolium perenne
Lineage: Eukaryota; Viridiplantae; Streptophyta; Magnoliopsida; Poales; Poaceae
Product: osmotin-like protein
Source: RefSeq, a predicted model, not a curated record
AAGAAACAAGAGCACAUGGCUACCAUGGCCGAGCGCCUCGCCCUCGCCUUUCUGUUUGCGGCCGCCGCUGCUCUGGCGGCAUCGGCGGUGGACACCAAGCUGACCCUGCAGAACCUCUGCCCGUUCCCCGUGCACCCGCUGGUCACCCCCAACGGGAACUUCUCCUCCAUCUCCGACAACACCGUCCACCUCGACCCCAACCGGGGGCUGGUCUCCUUCCCCUUCCCGGACACCUUCUGGGCUGGCAGCGUGGUGGCGCGCACCUUCUGCAGGACGCCGACCAGCUGCGACACGGGCUCGUCGCCGCCGAGGACGGUGGUGCAGCUGGCCGUGCACUCCACCGAGGACCUGGCGACGUACAGCGUGAGCCUCGAGGACGGCUUCAACCUGGCGACGGUGGUCACCCCGCUGUUCAGCGGCGGCGGGCAGUGCCCGGCGCUGGGCUGCCCGCUGAACCUCACCAACGGGUGCCCCGUGGAUCAGGUCAAAUUCGACGACUGCGGCGUCAUGGUGGCGUGCAAGGGGGACCCCGGGUACUUCAAGCGGCGGUGCCCGCUGACGCGGGUCAACGGUACCGACCGUGAGCCACUGCCACAGAGCUGCAUCGCGCCCCGCGAGCUCAAGGUCGUCUUCUGCCAGAAGGAGCUCGCCCAUCUGACCAUGGUCGGUGCCGCCUCCGCCCAGACGGAGCUCGCCCAUCUGACCAUGGUCGGUGCCGCCUCCGCCCAGACGGAGCACCUGUAAUUUCAUGAUAAAUAAGCAGCUGCUCAGCAUUCAACUUACUGUGAAGAGAAACAGAUUGAUGCGCCAAUCGGGCUCUAUCAUACUGUAAAUCUUCGAAAGUGAGCCUAUUACAUUGUAACUGGCCUGUCGAUAUAGAGGCAGCCCAGGCACAAAUGAAAUGACGAUAGUGAAGUCC